AUGUAUGGUGAUCCAUGUCCUUUUUGCCUGAAUUCAACGAUCUUGUCCUCAGGGACAUACUGGGGCCAAUUCGAGGAGAUUGGCAAGUACAAUACCGAGCUGAAUGUGGCAGAGAGGUUGUGGGCAGCCUGGUAUGCUUGGAUGCAGAACGAUGUCCUGGCCACUGGAAUCAUGUCAUUCGCCAUGCAUGAACUGGUCUACUUCGGUCGCUCGCUGCCUUGGAUUUUCAUUGACACAUUGGGAAUGUUCAAUCGCUACAAGAUUCAGGGUAACAAGAUCCCAUCGCUACGGGAACAAUGGGAUUGCGCCAAGUUCGUGCUCCUGAGUCAUUUCACCGUCGAACUCCCCCAGAUCUGGCUCUUCCACCCCUUGGCACAAUUUUGUGGACUCUCAACUUCGAUCCCAUUCCCGACCCUUUGGACCAUGGCAUAUCAGAUUGCAAUCUUCUUUGUGAUGGAGGAUACCUGGCAUUACUUCUCCCACCGUGCUCUUCAUUGGGGUCCCCUCUACAAGGCCAUUCACAAAAUCCACCACCAGUACUCGGCCCCUUUUGGCUUGGCUGCUGAAUAUGCCUCACCGAUUGAAGUGAUGCUCCUGGGCUUCGGAACUGUCGGGUGCCCGAUUGUGUGGUGUGCGAUGACAGGUGAACUCCACAUUCUGACCAUGUACAUCUGGAUCGUCUUGCGCUUGUUCCAGGCCAUUGAUGCUCACAGUGGUUAUGAAUUCCCGUGGAGCCUUCACCAUUUCCUUCCCUUCUGGGCUGGCGCUGAUCACCACGAUCUCCACCAUGAGAAGUUCAUCGGCAACUAUGCCAGCAGCUUCCGGUGGUGGGAUUAUGUCCUUGACACCGAGUACACCCCAGAUGCGCUGAAGCGCCGAAGGGAAAACAAGGCCAAGGUUUCGAAGGCCCAGUAAGCGGUUUGCAUGUUUACCUUUCUUCGUUCACUUUAUGCUUUCCUCUUCAAAUCCCUAUUCGGGUAUUUCUCUAC
Messenger RNA from Penicillium verrucosum, 989 nucleotides. RefSeq names its product sterol desaturase family protein. Gene Ontology annotation, biological process: ergosterol biosynthetic process. Gene Ontology annotation, molecular function: C-4 methylsterol oxidase activity; iron ion binding. The record is from RefSeq and is a predicted model, not a curated record. Lineage: Eukaryota; Fungi; Ascomycota; Eurotiomycetes; Eurotiales; Aspergillaceae. The coding region runs from base 1 to 915 and encodes 304 amino acids. The transcript is spliced from 4 exons.